Schistocerca gregaria is the source of this 1230-nucleotide messenger RNA. Its product is annotated as odorant receptor 43a-like. Bases 1 to 1230 code for a protein of 409 amino acids. Gene Ontology annotation, cellular component: plasma membrane. Gene Ontology annotation, molecular function: odorant binding; olfactory receptor activity. The record is from RefSeq and is a predicted model, not a curated record. The transcript is spliced from 8 exons. Lineage: Eukaryota; Metazoa; Arthropoda; Insecta; Orthoptera; Acrididae. Gene Ontology annotation, biological process: detection of chemical stimulus involved in sensory perception of smell; sensory perception of smell.
AUGGAGCUGGUAAAGCGUGGGGAGAUGCAGACGCUUUUGGGACCUGGAGCGACCGUCCGCCGGCUGAUGGGCCUGUGGUGGCCGCGGCGUGGUCGAGGGCGCGCGCGGUCGGCUGUGUGCGCCGCCGUGUCGCUGGUCUCCCUCGCGUGGCUGCCGACUUUCUCGGGCCUCAAGCUCAUCAUUGACCCCCCACCAGAGCUGGAAGAGAUCGCAAUGUGCUACCUGCUUAUUUUUGCGUGUACUGGAUUUCUGACCAAGGCAGCUUUCUUCAUCUACAAAGGCAACACUAUGAAGGAACUGCUACAGCUGUUGUCAGACACGAGGAGACUCUACUGUGACGGCGAAAUCAGCGAGGUCAUCCGGAGCUCUUACCUACAGCAGUCACGUAGAGUUUAUCGCUAUAUGCAGGGAGCAAUUUGCUUGGCGAUGGUGUUUUGGGUCUCCACUCCAAUACUCGUCCGUGCUUUCCUCAGUUCUGACGAAGAUUCUCCUGAGUCGUAUCGUCUAUUUCCUGUGCCUCUCUGGUUUCCGGGAAACAUUUAUCGAUCACCCACAUAUGAAAUACUCUACGGUGUUCAAUCUUUCAGCGUACUAGUAGCCGCUCAGUCUACGAAAACAAAUGCGAAACCUAAAACAUACGGAGAUCAGGAGUCGAGAAUUAUCAUCGAUGGAAAGACUAAAGAACUGGCCUUUCGACACAAUGGCCAUUUUACAAGAAAGGCAUUGUCAGAAGAGGAUUCAGAUGAAAAGAUGCGUCUGCAGCUGGUGAAGAAUAUUCAUCAUCAUCAGGUAAUCCUCAGAUCCGUCCUCCUGUUGCAGAACAUAAUGACUGUGUCAAUCUUCAUCCUUCUUUUCGUUAAUAUGGUGGAUUUAUGUACCUGCAUAUUCGUUGGUGCUGUGCUGUUGCAGAGAGACGGGAACGUGACAAAAGCGUUGAAGCCACUAUCGACAGUACCACCUCUCCUCUACGAAACUGGCCUGUUCUGUAUCUUUGGUCAGAUCUUAACCGACCAGAGCGAGAAGUUGGCUGACUCCGCCUUCAGCUGCGGAUGGGUCGACUGCGACGAUCGAUUCAAGCGGGAUUUGCUGUUUCUCCUCAUGUCUGCCAGGAAGCCUCUGGAGAUCACGGUGGGAAAGAUGAGCAAGUUAUCUAAACAGAUGUUUGUGCAGGUGCUGAAUGGAUCUUAUGGACUGCUGAAUUUGCUGUAUCAUUUUCAAAGCAUACAGUAA